Messenger RNA from Amborella trichopoda, 3885 nucleotides. Its product is annotated as cation/H(+) antiporter 19. Gene Ontology annotation, molecular function: antiporter activity. Gene Ontology annotation, cellular component: membrane; endomembrane system. Gene Ontology annotation, biological process: proton transmembrane transport; regulation of pH. NCBI's taxonomy places the organism in Eukaryota, Viridiplantae, Streptophyta, Magnoliopsida, Amborellales, Amborellaceae. The record is from RefSeq and is a predicted model, not a curated record.
CUCUUCUCUUCUCUCUUGUAAAUUUUAUGUGUGACUGUAACCUUAGCAAGUUACCUAGCUACUGUCCAAGUGAGUGGCGAUCAUUCUGUAGUUACUGCAUAUGGACACAGUAAGUGAAAAUCCCACCAACCACGAAGCCAUCCAGUGAAUCCACAAACAAUAGCCUUGGCGACUUCCUGGUCGUGGUUGCCUACCAUUUUACAUGCUGAAGCAUACAUGGUCAUGUGUUUCAUUGUAUCUAGAAUUUGAUGUUCAGACAUGUCAUCUAUAUUCCAAUUGACUAUGGUUCUUCCUUAAUAGGAGGUUGUAUGAGAUAUGAGAUCUUCUUCAAACUGGAUAUCAACAGGAGUUGGUCGUGGGUGAUAUGGUCUAGCUGUAGCAGGUUUAUAUUCUCUAUUUUGUUCACUCGCUCAGCCGAUCACAUAACAAAUCUCCCAACCAAAGCACCACCAUCGAUCUGAAAGGACAGAGGUAGCCAGAACGGGGUGGCGAGCAAUGGAGACGGCCGGCGGCAACUCGUCCUGCAGCUGCCCGGCCAACAUCUUCUCUCGCUUCACUGAAAAUGAGAUGGAAGGACAGCUCUUCUUCCUUUUUGCCCAGGUGUGCAUCCUCCUCGUCCUCGUCAACCUUGCGCGCAUAGCCCUAAGGCUGGUGCGCCUCCCUCAGUACACAGCGGAGCUAAUCGCUGCUAGUAUCAUGGGACCCUUCGCCUUGGGCAAAAUCAGUUGGGUCAGGGACACAUUGUUUCCUAUUGCGGGUCUGAAAGCCAUGGUGAGCUUCUCAAGCACCAGCGGCCUCUUCUAUGCGUUUGUUGUGGGCCUUGAGAUGGACCCGUCGCUCAUCUGGACCUCCAGUCGGCAAGCCCGCCUCACGGCAUUAAGUAGCUUGGCAAUGUCCGCUAUACUGGGCACCGCCAUGUCGAACCCGCUUUGCCAAAUGCUCAAUUUACAGAUUAACUGUGUUAAUAUCCGCCUCAUACUGCCACUGUUCAUCGCCCUCACAGGCUCCCCAAUGAUGAUCCGACAGGCGACGGAGAUGAAAUUGGGCACGACCAACGUGGGGCAGCUGGGAUGCUCGGUGGCUGUGCUCAUGGACGUGGCCUGCCUCUCCGGGAUGGCGCUGGUGUCUUUAUCGCCAGUCCUCCACCAGGCCACAGUGAACCACGACCUGUUCGAGCCAUUUAUGGCACUGUUGUACCCCAUGGUCAUCUACACCUUGGUCGGGCCCUGCGUGGGGCUAGUGAUGCGCAGUAAACAGAGUGGCGUGCAGCUGGUCUUGGUGAUGGUGAUGGUCCUGGUAUGCACGGGGCUGGGAGAGGCGGUGGGAUAUAACGGGCUCGUCGCGAGCUUCAUAUUCGGACUUCUGGUGCCGAGGAAGGGGGGUGUGGCUACAGAUCUAUUAGACCGUCUCUUCUACCCGGUGAGGUACAUAGCAUUGCCUAUGUAUCUGAACUUUGGGCAGCAGAUGGCAAAAUACGAUGCUUCGUGGCACAUAGCAUUGAAGGGGCCGGCGGGGCUUCCGAUUCAGGCAGUACUAGUGGUUUCUGUCGUAUCCAUGGCAGCGAAGGUGGCUACAGCAUUGGUCAUGGCUUCGGUGUACAAGGCACCGCUGAACGAGGGCAUCAUCUUGGGUUUUCUCCUCAAUGCGAGGGGCUUUUCCGACAUGAUAUUAAUCUCGGCUGCUGUAGAGCGAAAGGUGAUGGAUCUUCGGAUUAAGUCGCUGAUAAUAAACGCUUCCAUCCUCAACUCCAUGCUCGCCGCCCUUGCCGUGCUUACCGUAAUGCGGGUCACAAAGAGGCCCGAACCCACGGCCGAACCACACCAAGUGAUUGAAAGGCAAGGCCAUGGCACCAAGCUGCGGCUAUUGGUUUGCCUGCAUAAUGUCGUCGACGUAACCAGCACCAUCAAUGUCGUAGAGGCGUGUCGUGGCUCCGGGGCAUUGCCUCUCGCUGUCCACACCCUGUACCUGAUCGAGUACAACGAGCAGACGGCAGCGCAACUAAUGUAUCGACGUAGUGCUACAGACACAUUGGUUGGGGGAGAGAUGAAGAAAAUAGAUGCCACAAUUGAGGCAUAUGCGAAGGACGCAGGAGUGCAGUUGCGGCGUAACUCAGCCAUCUCCUUCUUCUUCAACAUGCACGAGGAUAUCUGUCACAAAGCUGAGGACAUGAAGGCCUCCAUUGUUAUCCUUCCAUUUCACAGGGUCCAGAGACUUGAUGGCAAGAUGCAAUUACGAAGUUCGGCAUUACGGCGGCUCAAUAAGAGGAUGCUAUAUUACGCACCAUGUCCGGUGGGAAUAAUUGUGGACCGGGGACUUGGUGGCGCCACCUUAAGGUCUGCCACCCGCAUGUGCCACAACAUCAUCGGGCUCUUCUUUGGAGGUGCCAGUGACCGUGAAGCCCUCACACUUGGUAGUAGGAUGGCCGAGCAUCCUGGCAUUCACUUCACACUGGUGCGCUUCUUACCGCUCAGCCAGAUCCAAUCAUCAACGGCCACGACGUCUGGCGACACUCCGGAGGGUGCAAGAAGGUCUGUUCAUACCUAUGAGGAAGCAAUGAAUCCUGAAACAUUGCCGACUACUUCACCAGGUAGCAAUACUGUGUUUAUCUCCAUUGCCAUGAAGGAGGAGGCCUUAGACAAGAAGUCUCUGGAAAAUUUUAGAACAAUGUAUGAGGAGACAGGGAUUGCGUCGUACAGAGAGAUGGCGGCAAAGAGGGGCCAAGAGAUGGUUGCGACGCUGCAGGCUUUGGAUGCCGAAUGCACAUUGUUCAUUGCCGGAUGUGGGGAGUCGCAGGCAUGUACAGGGCUGAGUGGAUGCGCAACCGAUUGCCCGGAGCUAGGCCCUAUAGGGGGCUUGUUGUCUUCCUCGAACUUUUCCUUCACUAGUUCAGUUCUUACAGUAAUAAAAUGGAUGAAUUCCCGCUACAGCAACAACUACAGUGGUUGCUCUCACAAUCCCAAUCGCCCAAAAGGUUUGUGCCUGCUUGUUCAGACUGCUGAUGGUACCAUUAUGAAAGUUUCUAAUGUUGGGUCUAUUACUGCAUCCUCUGAUCUUUCUGAUAAAUUGAAUGUUUCUGGUAUUUAUCAUGUUCCUCCAUUUGCCAUGAAUCUGCUUUCUGAUUGGCAGUUAGGGAAAUUGAUUGGGAUUGAGCAUAAAGUUGGUGAUCUCUAUUAUCUUGACCAUCUUCAUUUAAAAGCUCCCAUUGAAACAUCUGCAUGUGUUGUGAUACCUAAUAAAGGAUCUUUGUGGCAUCAACUUAUGGGUCAUAUUUCUUCCUAUCGGUUUCAAUAUUUGUCUUCUUGUGGUGUUAAUUCUAUUUCUUCUAAAACUUUCUCUACUAUUAAAGAACAUGGUCCAUUUGUAGAAUACUCAAUUACUGUUGAUGAACCACUUCAGGAACCUGCAUUUGUUAAUCCUGUUUGGACGCCUUCUAUCCGCCGUAGUAACCGUAUUUAUGACGAAGCUGCCACACAACAUGAGUGGCAACAUGCCAUGGUAAAAGAAUUGACUGCCUUUGAUAGAAUGCGUGCUUGGGAUCUUGUCCCUCUUCCGAAAGAUAAAAGUUUCAGUGUCAAAAAUGCAUUUCUUAAUGGAGAUCUUGCAGAAGAAAUUUAUAUAAAGUUACCUCCUAGGGUUUCAAAUUGUGACAAUAGAGUCUGUCGAGUACGACGCACACUUUAUGGGCUUAAACAACCUCCUCAUGCCUGGUUUACAAAAUUUAGCUCUGUUGUUGUCUCUGCAUUUCGACAGAGCUAUCAUGAUCCUGCUAUGUUUGUCUCAAUCACACCUAGAGGAUGUACAAUUUUGUUACUCUAUGUUGAUGAUAUGAUUAUAUGUGGUGAUGAUGAUGCCACUAUUCAUCUGAUCAAGCAACAACUUGGUUAA